Molecule: messenger RNA, 3875 nt
Organism: Oncorhynchus nerka (sockeye salmon)
Lineage: Eukaryota; Metazoa; Chordata; Actinopteri; Salmoniformes; Salmonidae
Product: WD repeat-containing protein 48-like
Exons: 18
Coding region: 9-2081 (690 amino acids)
Biological process (GO): double-strand break repair via homologous recombination
Molecular function (GO): ubiquitin binding
Source: RefSeq, a predicted model, not a curated record
UGUGACGUAUGAGGGUUCGACUGUCAACAUGUAAGAUGGCGGCGCACCACAGACAGAAUGCCGCUGGGCGAAGGAAAGUACAGGUAUCUUAUGUGAUAAGAGACGAGGCGGAGAAGCACAAUCGCAAUGGGGUGAAUGCUCUUCAGCUGGACCCUGCACUGAACCGGCUCUUCACGGCUGGAAGAGACUCUAUCAUCAGGAUAUGGAGUGUCAACCAGCAUAAGCAGGACUCUUACAUCGCUUCCAUGGAGCACCAUACAGACUGGGUCAAUGACAUCGUCCUCUGUUGCAAUGGAAAGACAUUGAUAUCUGCUUCAUCAGACACGACAGUGAAAGUGUGGAACGCACAGAAAGGAUUCUGCAUGUCGACGUUACGGACUCACAAGGACUAUGUGAAGGCAUUGGCAUACGCUAAAGACAAGGAGCUGGUGGCGUCAGCAGGGUUAGACAGACAGAUCUUCCUGUGGGAUGUCAACACACUAACAGCACUGACUGCCUCCAACAACACUGUCACCACGUCGUCCCUCAGUGGGAACAAAGACUCCAUCUACAGCUUGGCUAUGAACCAGAUGGGGACGGUCAUCGUAUCUGGCUCCACUGAAAAGGUCCUGAGAGUAUGGGACCCUAGGACAUGUGCUAAGCUGAUGAAGCUGAAAGGCCACUCCGACAACGUCAAGUCACUGUUGCUGAACCGGGACGGCACACAGUGUCUGUCAGGCAGCUCAGAUGGAACCAUCAGGUUGUGGUCUCUGGGGCAGCAGAGGUGUAUCGCUACGUAUCGGGUCCACGACGAGGGAGUGUGGGCCCUGCAGGUGAACGAAGCCUUCACACACAUCUACUCUGGAGGCAGAGACAAGAAGAUCUUCUGCACCGACCUGAGGAACCCUGAUAUCAGAGUACUCAUCUGUGAGGAGAAGGCCCCUGUACUGAAGAUGGAACUGGACAGGACAGCUGACCCUCCUCCUGUUAUCUGGGUCUCUACCACCAAGUCAUCUGUUAACAAAUGGUGUCUAAAGGGAAUCCACAACUUCCGGGCGUCUGGGGAUUAUGACAAUGACAUCACCGCCCCCCUGACCCCGCUGUGUACAGCGCCCGAACAGGUCAUCAAAGGAGGGGCCAGUAUAAUUCAGUGUCACAUUCUGAACGACAAGAGGCACAUCGUCACCAAAGACACCAACAACAAUGUUGCAUUCUGGGACGUGCUGAAAGCCUGUAAGGGAGAGGACCUGGGGAAAGUAGAGUUUGAUGAAGAGAUCAAGAAGAGAUUCAAGCAGGUCUACGUCCCAAACUGGUUCUCUGUCGACCUCAAGACAGGGAUGCUGACCAUCACGCUGGAUGAGAGUGACUGCUUCGCUGCCUGGGUGUCUGCUAAGGAUGCUGGCUUCUCAAGCUCCGAUGGAUCGGACCCAAAGUUGAACCUUGGUGGACUGCUACUUCAGGCCCUGCUAGAGUUCUGGCCCAGGACGCACAUCAACCCCAUGGAUGAGGAGGAGAACGAGGUCAACCAUGCAGCAGUGAAUGGGGAGCAGGAGACGCGGGUGCAGAAGGGGAAUGGGUACUUCCAGGUGCCUCCACACACUCCAGUCAUCUUCGGAGAGGCAGGAGGGAGGACUCUGUUCCGACUGUUGUGUAGGGACUCUGGUGGGGAGACGGAGUCUAUGUUACUGAAUGAGACAGUCCCACAGUGGGUCAUAGACAUCACCGUGGACAAGAACAUGCCGAAAUUCAACAAGAUCCCGUUCUACCUCCAACCCCACUCUUCUUCUGGAGCCAAGACACUGAAGAAGGACCGUCUGUCUGCCAGUGACAUGCUGCAGGUGAGGAAGGUGAUGGAACACGUCUAUGAGAAGAUCAUUAACCUGGACACUGAGUCCCAGACCACUGCUUCCUCCUUGGCAGCCAAUGACAAGCCAGGAGAGACGGAGAAGGACGAGGACAUGGCCCUCAUGGCCGAGGAGAAGAUUGAACUGAUAUGUCAAGACCAGGUCCUGGACCCAAACAUGGACCUGCGAACUGUCAAGCAUUUUAUCUGGAAAAGCGGAGGGGACUUGACGCUUCACUAUAGGCAGAAAUCUACGUGAGGCAGACACUUCAUUUUAAGGCUUAAAGAGACAGUUUCUUCACACACUACCAUCCUCCAUCUUCAGGUCCAAUGAUUGGCUGGUCGAGAGAUGGUAGGCUUAUCACCCCGCCCACUAUGUUUAUCAGGGUCGUAUUCAUUAGACACCAUAUGGGAGAAACCAUGGACUGAAUCUGAAUUUAUUCAAUAAGAAUCACUUUUUUUUCUUUUCUUUUCUCCAUUUGCCGUUGCAGAAUGUUUUGCUACGUUGGGUAUUAAUAAAAAUACAACCCAGAUGUUAGAGACGUUUUCUCUGGCCAAUUUGAGGGAUGUGGGUGACUUCGUAUUAAUAGGAAACUCAACCGGACAGCCCGGUGAAGCCCGGAGGCUAGUCAAGAGAUUCAUGAUGAAUGCGGUUCUUUCUGCAGACUGUGCUAUAACGGAAUGGGGGAAAAAAUGAAUCAAAUAUUUUAUCUAGCACUGUAGUUUAAAAAAAAACAUUUUGUUGUUCUUUUGCUUUGUGAUGUCAUAGUUAAAAGGAAUGGUGCAAUGGUAGUAUGUCUUCGUGUAUAUGCGCUGUUUGUUCUUGUACAUUCCAGAAACAGCCUGUUGCUCCUUCCUUCACCAAUACUAUGACUUAGUCCCGGUUCUCAACCCUUCUGGACUUUCUCGCAUGUGUUUUUACAAUGGAGGAAACUUCUUCCAGCCAUUGCUUUUCCCUAAUCCUACGCUUUUAGAUCCAGGAUAGGGACUAUGCAAGUGUAUAUUUCUUGGGAAAGAGAAUGGUACAUCCCGAUUCUCCAGGACCUGGAGUUCUUCCUUACCAUGUGACUUAACCAGGAGUAAUUCCUGGCCCUAACUCCACCUACAGUAUACCUGGACAGCCUGACCAACUAUUCAAGCCGAUCAAUGUUCGUCCCUGACUAUAUUGUUGUUCGUGGCUUAAUUCUGUCAACCCGAAUUAGGACUGACUGACUUGAGAGAUUUUAAUAUUUGUUUUGUAAAUAACAUGCUUUAUGUGAAUUAAUGUUCUCUUUAUUUUUCAUUAUGUUUAAUUAUUAUUCUUUUGUACAGUUUUAACAAGUCAGACAAAUUCAAAGGGUUUUUUGAUUCAAAUGUUUGUUUUUUUUCUUCAGAAUCCCGAGAAAAGCACACGAUAUCAAGCCUGGUCCCAGUUCUGUUUGUGCUGUCUAGCCCAACUCGUAACUGUCAUUGUCGACCAAUGAUCUGGGACCAGGCUACAGAUGUUCAAGUAUGUUUGUAGUUGUCUUAAGCAAUCAAGAUUUUCUUUUUUUUCUCUUAAAUCACACAUUGUAACAUCGGGCAUCUGGUGGACAACGUUUACACAUUUUAAAGUGAAAUCUCCUCCUACAGACUUGUUUUAUAAUCAUGAACCAAUAUUCACAUCUUCCAAGAGGGCUAUUGUACUGUAUAAUGUUUCAUAUGGUUAGACAGUAAUUGGUUCUAGGAUGUUAGUUUAAAACAAACAAUCUCAAACUACAGGGUUUAUACAUUUAACUGCGUAUGUAAAAUCAUAGAUUGGAUGGGAUGCACACUUGUGACGAGUGAAAUAACUAGUUUGAGUAAAUUGUCUUUAUUUUUAGGUUGUUAUUGACUUGUCCCCCCCCCCCCCCCCCACAUUACUAUGGUGAUGAGUUAAGAGGAAGCUCCAGUAUAGGGGCCACAUCAUGGAAAUAUAAUGACUUUCUAUGGUGUAGAUAGCAAGACGCCGUAUCCUCAGUCUUACAAUAUUUAUUGUUGGAUGAUGAAGUGUAUUUUGGGCUUUCAACAGCAUAUUAAAUUUGGUUUUAAAAUA